Molecule: messenger RNA, 2069 nt
Organism: Choloepus didactylus (southern two-toed sloth)
Lineage: Eukaryota; Metazoa; Chordata; Mammalia; Pilosa; Megalonychidae
Gene: NPL
Product: N-acetylneuraminate pyruvate lyase
Exons: 12
Coding region: 164-1126 (320 amino acids)
Biological process (GO): N-acetylneuraminate catabolic process; carbohydrate metabolic process
Molecular function (GO): 4-hydroxy-tetrahydrodipicolinate synthase activity; N-acetylneuraminate lyase activity
Source: RefSeq, a predicted model, not a curated record
CCUGCGCGGCGGGCUGGUUCUCCCGGCCCCGCGGCGGAGAUACAGAGCGCGCCUGCGGCAGCGCGGAGCUGGCGGCCGGGGUUGUGCGGGGCGGCCGUCGUGGCUAUCACGGCAACAUAGGCGUCCGGAUCCGCGUCGUCUCGGACUUUUUCCCAGCAGCACAAUGGCCUCCCCAAAGAAGAAACUUCAAGGUCUUGUUGCUGCAACCAUCACACCAAUGACUGAGAAUGGAGAAAUCAACUUUUCAGUAAUUGGUCAGUAUGUGGAUUAUCUUGUGGAAGAACAGGGAGUGAAGAGCAUUUUUGUGAAUGGCACAACAGGAGAAUGUCUGUCCCUGAGCAUCUCAGAGUGCUGCUGCGUCGCAGAGGAGUGGGUGGCAAAAGGAAGGAACAAGUUGGAUCAGGUGGUGAUUCACGUAGGAACACUGAGCUUGAAGGAAUCACAAGAACUGGCUCAACAUGCAGCAGAAAUAGGAGCUGAUGGCAUUGCUGUCAUUGCACCAUUCUUUCUCAAGCCAUGGAACAAAGAUGUCCUGAUUAACUUCCUAAAGGAGGUAGCUGCUGCUGCCCCUACAUUGCCAUUUUAUUACUAUCACAUUCCUUCCUUGACAGGGGUAAAGAUUCGUGCUGAGGAGUUGUUGGAUGGAAUUCAGGAUGAGAUCCCCACCUUCCAAGGGCUGAAAUUCAGUGACACAGAUCUCUUAGACUUUGGGCAAUGUAUUGAUCAGAAUCGCCAAAAACAAUUUGCUUUCCUUUUUGGGGUGGAUGAGCAACUGUUGAGUGCGCUGGUGAUGGGAGCCACUGGAGCAGUUGGCAGUACCUAUAACUACCUGGGAAAAACGACAAACCAGAUGUUGGAGGCUUUUGAACAAAAAGACUUUUCUUUGGCCCUCAACUAUCAGUUUUGUAUCCAGAGAUUUAUCAACUUUGUAGUAAAACUAGGUUUUGGAGUAUCGCAGACCAAAGCCAUUAUGACUCUGGUCUCUGGAAUUCCAAUGGGCCCACCCCGGCUUCCGCUGCAGAAAGCCUCCAGGGAGUUCACUGAUAAUGCUGAAGCUAAACUGAAGAGCCUGGAUUUUCUUUCUCACAGUGGUUUAAAAGAUGGAAACUUGGAAGCCUGUAACUAGGGCCUCUCUAUCAAAUCACUAUGUAAACACUGAGAUCUAAUCCUCCUUGAAUAAUGCAUUUCUCAGGGACUUUUUAGAUAUGCUUGAACUGAAUUCUCCCCUAGCAAAUGACGUCCUACAUCGUUUCAUCAAAUAUUUAUUAACCAACUACUCUGAGCCUAAACUAAGUUAUAUUGUGCAGUGGGGUGAAAACUCUAAAAGUCAUGAGUCCUAAGUUAUUCAACAUUUCACAAAAUUUUUCUGAAGAAAUUCCUAUUUACAUCGAUGAAAUGGAAUCAAGAGGAAAAUUGUAAUUGAUUAAUUGUGUCUACCUUUGGGAGCUCACAUUAUCUCAAUUUCUGUUUCAAAAUCCUUUUUUAAAGUUUUCUAACUUUAAAGCUGAAUAAUGUACUUUCAUCUUAAUAAAUAUCCUUUGGAAUCUAAAACAACUCUGAUCUGUUGCUUUUUAGGUAGCACAUUAACUUCCAUGCCAAAUUACAACGUGACUCAACAGUUCACAACUACUUAUACACCAGCACACUUGGCUGCUUAAUCUAACUCCAGAUUUUUUGCCUUCAGAUUAAUGGUGAUAUCGCUGUUUUCCCCCAAAUCACUGGCUCACAUGAGGUCUUGCUUCAGUUCUACAUAACAAGAGGGUCCAUUGGGAUGAUUUUCUCAUAACAAAGGUAAAGCCUUCCCCAAAGAUGAAAUCAGUCUCCACUUCUCGCUAUAUAGAGAACUUCUCAAAGCUCAAAGUUUCAAAUAACCAAAGGGCCCUUACUCUUGUUCUCCUUCCAUAAGCUUCCCCUUCCCUCAAUGAGAAGUGUCUCCCACACAAAGUCCUAAAUUACUGGCAGCAGAGGCUUCCUUUCCAUGGUGAGCCUGGGGGCUACUACUUUUUCCCUGUUACACUUUCAUGCAGUCACUUUUUUUUUUUAAUGCAAGUUUAUUGAAAUAUUUUUGC